Papaver somniferum (opium poppy) is the source of this 2805-nucleotide messenger RNA. RefSeq lists its product as uncharacterized. Gene Ontology annotation, molecular function: protein dimerization activity. The record is from RefSeq and is a predicted model, not a curated record. The transcript is spliced from 5 exons. Lineage: Eukaryota; Viridiplantae; Streptophyta; Magnoliopsida; Ranunculales; Papaveraceae. The coding region runs from base 642 to 2234 and encodes 530 amino acids.
UUCUUUUCUCUUCUCUCUGAGAAGCUCAACAGGUUAGGGAGGUUUUAAUUUUCAAAUUGAGAAAUUAAUUAUCAUCAAUUUCCAAUAGAGAAGUUAUGUUUGUGCUUGUUUUCAAAGUAUUUUUAGUGGAUACUCAUAUAAGAAAAUCAACUAUGAAGAAGAUCAAGAGAUUCAAGACUCUUAAUCUAAAAUUGAAACCUAAACCUAGAUGAAGGAAACCCAAAACCUAAAAUCGUUGCAGUGAUUGGUUUUAAUUUGUAAGUAUUUAAAUGGCAUCAUCCGAUUCGCAACCACCGGAUGGUACACCGAUUCAGUCAGAAACGGAGAAGAGAAGAGGAAAAACAGACCCUGCUUGGGAGUAUGCACUGGAAGAGAAGGAUCCAGCGACCAAGAAAAAUUCUAUAACCUGUUUGCUUUGUCGGAAAAAGAUAACAUGUGGAGGAAUUAAUAGGCUUAAACAGCAUCUUGCCGGGAAAAGAGGGGAAGUUGCGCCAUGUAAAAGAGUUGGUCAAGAUGUUCGACAUAAAAUGCAGGAGUUGUUAAAUCAAUCAUCUACAAAGAAGCGAUAAAGAGAAAGUGAGCCUGACAAUGAGCUUGGUGUAGAAGAUGAUACUGAAGUUCAGGAAAUUGAAGAAGUUCCAAUGACGGCGCAAACCUCUGUACCCACAAAUGCAAACAGAAAUGGAGGUAAUAAGAAGGCAUCGGUGCAUAUGGGAGUAAGCCAACCAAGAAUGGGGAUAGAUUCAUAUUUUGCGCCUCAAACUACUCCUGGUUCUCAACCAUCUAUAAAAAGUGCGCUUGCGAGCAAAAAAGUAAAGCAACAUGUGGAUUUAGCUAUUGCUACUUGGAUGUAUGAUGCUUGCAUCCCAUUUAAUGCUGUAAACUCGUACUAUUUUCAACCUAUGCUAGACGCAGUGGCUGCAAUUGGUCCUGGAUAUAAGGCCCCCACAUAUAAUGACAUUCGCACUCAUUUAUUAAGAGCGACCGUGAAGGAAGUGCAAUUGUUUGUGGAAAGUUUUCGAAAUUUUUGGGCAGAUACAGGUUGCACAAUUAUAGCUGAUGGUUGGAAAGAUACAAGUAACCACACUCUAAUAAACUUUUUAGUCGAUUGUCCAAAGGGAACAGUUUUCUUUAAAUCAGUGGAUGCCUCUGAGAUAGUAAAGACGGGGGAAAACCUUUUCAAGUUGCUUAAAGAAGUUGUUGAAAUCGUUGGUGACAAGCAUGUUGUUCAAGUGGUAACUGAUGACGCAUCAAAUUAUGCACUUGCUGGAAAAUUAUUACACGAAGAGUUCCCUAAUAUGCACUGGUCACCUUGUGCUGCUCACUCUAUCAAUUUGAUUUUAAAGGAUUUUGGAGAACUAGCUCAUAUUAAAGAUGUCGUGAAGAAAACAUCGCAGGUAACAGAGUACAUUUACAAUCAUUUAUUUGUUUUAACUUUAUUACGACAAAGACCCAGCUGGACAGAAAUUAUACGACCUGCUUCCACUCGAUUUGCCACAAAUUUGAUUGCAUUGCAAAGCAUUCUCUCUCAUAAGCAUCACUUGCAGGGAGUAGUUACAUGUGAAAAAUUUGUUGAAUCUGAUUACUACAGACAAGCUACCGCAAGAGAUUUUUGUAAAGUUAUAAUGGAUGUGGAGUUUUGGAAUACUUGCACAACUGUUGUUAAACUUAGUGAUCCUGUUGUUCGUGUGUUAAGGUUAGUUGAUUCAGAAGAUAGGCCUGCAAUGGGGUACUUAUAUGAUAGAAUUAUUAAGGCAAAGAACGCUGUCAUGAAAAUGUUCCACAGAAAUAGAAGGGAAUAUGAACCUUACAAGGAUAUUAUCAACGAUAGGUUGCAUAAGCACUUGACGCCAAAAAUUCAUAUCAUGGGAUAUUGGUUGAAUCCUGCUCUCCAGUAUAGUGAGGACAUGUCUAAGAGCCCGAGAAUUCAGUCCUCUGUCUUAGAUGUUAUUGAAGAUGUCGCAGGAUAUAAUCAAGCAUUGCAAAAUAAAUUGAUGACUGAAAAACAGAUUUUCCGGGAUGCAAAAGGUGAAUUUGGUCGGAGACUUGCAAUUAACCAACAUAAAACGAUGGCUCUAGAUGAAUGGUGGAGGAACUUUGGCUGUGCUACUCCUAACCUCCAGAAAUUGGCGACUCGGAUUUUUAGUCAAACUUGCAGUUCGUCGGGGUGUGAGAGGAACUGGGGCGUAUUUGAACGUGUACAUUCCAAAAAAAGAAACAGACUGGAGCAUUAAAUGAUUUGGUGUAUGUUCACUACAACCUUCGUUUAAAGAAUUGGACUAGGACCAAGAAAACAGUCUAUGAUCCUAUUGAUUCUGAUGCACUUGAUCUGACGGAAGAUUUGGUAGUAGAUGAUGAGCCAGACGAAAUUGAUAUAGAUGAACUUGAAGAUAUAGCUGCUGAUUUAACAAUUCCAACAUUUGAAAAUCAAACUCAGGGAUAUCAUGAUAUAUCACAAGCAAGAGAAGAUGAAGAUGACAGAGUGACAGGUGAUUGGAAUGAGUUUGAUAUGCAUUUCGAGAAUGAAUUUUCAGACCAUGUUCCAAAUGAUGCUUAUCACCAACAUUUCAAUCUAAACCAUCUUCCUUGAUAAUAGGAGUUAAAGUAGAACUAAGAAUUAAACUGCAACAGUACCUUGUUCGGUUACUUUUUAAGUCUUUUUACAUUUCUGGAUAAUUUUGCUGUUUCAAAUUUGAUGAAUAUUUUCUCAUUUCAAAUGCUUGAACGGAAGUACUUAAUUAAUUUUCUUAGAAAAAUACUUAUGGAAUUGAUUGUGGAUUAUCUAUUGAAAAGUCAGAUAUUCAG